AUGGAUCCGGGCGGGCGCGCUCUGGGUCAUGGGGCCGCAGCCAGGGCACUGCUGCUAGGGGUGGUAGCCGCGAAGGGGCUUAAAGAAGACCUGAGGGUCGCGGCUGCCUGGGCCCGGCGAUGCCUGUCCCGGAUCCCAAAGCAGGAAGGCCUUGGGAGGAAGAGGUGGAGACGGGAGACGAGCUCUCAUGGCUUGACAGUAAUUCACCUUGCUGCCUGGUCUGGAAGCCUUGAGAUCAUGCUCAUGCUAGUGAAAGCUGGUGUGGACCAGAGAGCCAAGAAUCAGGAUGGGAUGAAUGCCCUCCACUUUGCAGCUCAGAGCAAUAACGUACAAAUCGUUGAGUACCUCAUUCAAGAUCUGCACCUGAAGGACCUGAACUGCCUGAUGAGAAAGGAAGAAAGCCAUUUUUUUUUGGCAGCUGAAAAGGGCCAUGUUGAAAUGAUUGAAAAACCUAUCUCCUGUAAUCUGCACACUUCAGAAAAGGACAAGGAAGGAAAUACUUCCCUGCAUCUUGCUGCAAAACAUGAUCACAGUCCUGCAGUACAGGUACUGCUAACUCAGUGGCAAGAAAUAAAUGAGACCAACAAGUUCAAGGUCAAUGCUUUGCAGAUAGCAACACAGAAUGGCCAUGGAUCGCUUGUCAAUUUGCUCCUCGGGAAAAAUGUUGAUUUGCACCAGAAAGUAGAACCUAAGGAGUCUCCUCUUCAUUCAGCUGUUAUCAACAACCACAUCACUGUUGUAAACAGCCUGUUAACUGCACAACAUGAUAUUGACAUCUUAAAUCAGCAGCGGCAAACUCCUUUGCAUGUAGCUGCCAAUCUUGGAAAUGUAGAACUGGUGGAGACCCUCCUGAAGGCAGGCUGUGACCUGAAGAUUGUUGAUAAGCAAGGAAAGAAGGCUAUGGCCGUGGCUGCCAGGAGCAACCACAGCCUUGUUAUGGACAUGAUUAUUAAAGCAGAGAGAUACUAUGCCUGGAGAGAGGACCAUCAUGAGAACAUUGAGGACUCUUCAAUCAGGUUUACUCAUUUAUCAUUCAAACAAGAUCACAGUCUGGAGACUAGACACAUUCGCACUUGCCUCUGAAACCUGGCUUACCAUCAACUAAAGGCCAAUGAGUGGCAGAAGCUGACCCAUCUGUGGAACUUCACAGAUGACCAGAUCCGAGGCAUUUAGGAGCAGUCUUCAGGAAAUGAAAGCUUCCGUGAACAAGGACACAGAGCUCUGCUCAUCUGGCUGCAUGGGAUCCUGAUGACGCAGGUCAAUCCAGUCAAGCACUUCUAUGAAGAGCUGAGACUUGCAGGUUUCCCAGAACUAGCUGAUAAGUUAAUCCAUCAAUUCAAAAGCAAAACUGACUCAAGCUCCAAGAAAUGUGCAGUUUCAUAA
Messenger RNA from Orycteropus afer afer, 1383 nucleotides. It is a transcript of the gene ANKDD1B, whose product is annotated as ankyrin repeat and death domain containing 1B. Gene Ontology annotation, biological process: signal transduction. The record is from RefSeq and is a predicted model, not a curated record. Lineage: Eukaryota; Metazoa; Chordata; Mammalia; Tubulidentata; Orycteropodidae. Gene Ontology annotation, molecular function: protein binding.